AUGGGGAAGGAAAUGACGAAAACAAAAGUUCAGAUCCAAGGCCUUUCCAACCGCACCCAUCCCAUUGCAGGGGCAAACGGUGCGAGUACCUCAGAAGAGAGUUGCUGUGAAGCAGCUUCAGCAACCCCACAUAAGAUAACAUCUGAAGAGCCUUACAGUGUUCGGUUUGUGCAACAUGCAGCUGCUGAGCAGGUACUCCCAGUGACUGUGGUACCUGUGGAGGAAGAGGGCAUUGUCACUUAUGCUGUAAACCCUGGUUAUGCCCUGAGAGGUGGUGGAGCAAAGAGAGUGCUGUUUACAUUAGAGCAAAAGGAAGUAAUGAUUGAGUUCUGCAGUCGUCAAGCACAGUAUGGGAUUCGAGCGGAUGCUGAUGACUGUAUUGCAGAGAUGAAAGCAAGAGGGUUAAAUCCCUUACAAAAAACCCAAAUAACAAGCUGGUGGAGCAGUUAUCAUCAGAAGAGAAGGAGAGGAACUGAACGUGUAGCUGCAGACCUUCAACAAACACCUGCAACCACUGCACCCACUACUGGUUCAACUGCUUCCUCAACUAUUACAGCAACUGUCAGUUCAGCUGUUAGCCCAAUGCCAGCUACCACGAGUGUUAUUGCAAGUACAAUACCUUCUGCCACUGUGAUGGUCAGUUCAUCCGCAAGUACUCACCCAGCAGCUACUGAGAGUGUAAGUUCAACUGUGGACAUUUUCCCAGUCUCCACUGCAACUGUCAGUUCAACCGUGAGCACAAGUCUAACUGCUUCCACCAUGAACUCUGUCACAGCUGCCUCUAUAUCAGUGGUCAAUGCAGUGCCACUAGUGGUUCCAGUACCAAAUUGUAUGGUGGGAAAUGAUGUCGUUCCUGGGGUAACUGAGUGGUAUUUUCCCCUCGACAUGGCCCAGUCAACAACUGACAAUCAAAAUGGAAGCAGUGCGUGUGUGUUUAUCGCCAUGAAUUUUGGUUUGCUUUAUAAAAGAUGCGGACUUGAUACUUUUUUGAUGGGACAAUCUAUGAACAUUCAGUGGCAGGCUGUUCUUGAAAAAGCCAUUAGAGAUGGAAAUCAGGUACAUGAUGAGCUCUUUGACCAGGAAGGCGUGAUUGUGACUUUUGAGGAGGGCGUUGAGUUGGCAGGAGACCAGCGCCAAGUUAGGCAGACUUAUCAAGAGUACAACACGGUGGGC
Molecule: messenger RNA, 1173 nt
Organism: Porites lobata
Lineage: Eukaryota; Metazoa; Cnidaria; Anthozoa; Scleractinia; Poritidae
Source: the annotation of a GenBank genome assembly